Paramecium tetraurelia is the source of this 360-nucleotide messenger RNA. RefSeq lists its product as uncharacterized. Lineage: Eukaryota; Ciliophora; Oligohymenophorea; Peniculida; Parameciidae. The transcript has a single exon. The record is from RefSeq and is a predicted model, not a curated record.
AUGAGAUUGAGGCUAGUGUGCAAGUAGCUGUUUAGUACAUCGAAGAAGGCUCCCCCAAAACCUUCGAGUGUUAUGGGUGCUCAACUUUCCCAAAAGUAAAUGGAUGAAUUGAUGAAUCCUUUAGGAUUCUUAAAAGAAAAUGAAAAAGGGGAAGUGCAAGAACAAAUCGAGAAGGCUAAGGAAUUGAAGGAGUUGAUUGCAAAAUACAAGAUAAGCUAGAAUCAAUAGAGUGGGAGUCAAGGCAAGCCAUAUGAAUUGGAUAAAAAUGGGAUGCCUCCUGAGGUAGGAUUCAAAGUCAAAGGUCCAGAACCAACUAGAUAUGGAGAUUGGAUUGGAAGGGGAAGAGUAACAGAUUUUUGA